GGCGAUAUAUCUAUCACAGACAUGGAAAAACAGAGAUUGGCAGACUUCCUAACUGCAGAAGGGGUGCUGAUAAGACUUGAUGGCAGUAACUACCGUAUGGCCUCAGCAUUCAUUGACUCGUUUUCACCCCCAAAGGAAAGUCAAGGAGGAUUAUUGGAUAUUCUGGAGACUAUGAAGAUUGCUCUUCGAUUUUUCGAUAAAAACUUGAUUAUACAGUCGGAAUAUCGAUCAUACAAAAGAUCGGGGAGAACAGUUAAGGUUAUGGGUGGAUACAAUGCCAAAGUCCUCCGGGAGAGCGUCUAUGACACGGAAUUGAUGAGGAUUCUCACCAACUGGCUAAACAAAAUAGAAGGAUAUGGGAUCAUUAGCCAGUGGCACCUCCAUGAGCUUGAGGACCACAAAUAUAGUGAUAUUGUCAUCAAGAAAGCAGGAGAGCCGACGGUUGUUAUCGAGCUUUUGGCUACAGGAAGUCAAUCUUCUAUUAAGGACUGUAUCAGCAAGACGCCAACUUAUAAACGCUUACUCUCAGCAGAAGAAGCUUGGGUUGUUCAUUUUACUCGGGAGGACGACUAUCUUGAGCACCCAUACUGGCAAACCGACGCGGAACUGGACCAAGGGGUGAAUUUGGUGCAUUUCUGGCACGAUAGGAGUUUUGAUACAGUGAAGAUGAGUGCUCACUGGAAGGACAAGAGUGGCAAUAGUCAAAGAAUUGACAAUGAGCUGUUGACUGUCUAACAGCAAUUCUAUUUUUUUUACCAACAUUGUACGGGCGUCCCAUUUUG
Molecule: messenger RNA, 782 nt
Organism: Lobosporangium transversale
Lineage: Eukaryota; Fungi; Mortierellomycota; Mortierellomycetes; Mortierellales; Mortierellaceae
Exons: 2
Coding region: 22-735 (237 amino acids)
Source: RefSeq, a predicted model, not a curated record